AUGGACAUCUCACAGAACAAUCUUUCUGGUCCAAUACCUGGUUGCUUAAGCAACAUCACUUUUGAGAUAGCAUCUGAUAAAUCUCUUUUAUCAACGGACUGUAUUGGAAGUUCUCCAACAGUAGAGGGAUUGUUCUCAUAUGCAGAGGGGAAAAAGUUGACUGAUAUGGAACAGCAUGUGAAUGUUGAGAAGUAUCCAUUAUUGGAUGUGCAACAAGAAGUGGAGUUCUCAACCAAAAGUAGAUCAUAUACAUACAAGGGUGACAUCCUGAAUUUCAUGUCAGGAAUUGAUCUUCCUUGCAACCAACUCUCAGAUACCAUCCCAUCUGAGCUUGGAAACUUAAGCGAGGUCCAUGCAUUGAAUUUGUCUCAUAACAUGAGUGGAUCAAUCCCAACAACAUUCUCGAGCCUAAGAAAAAUGGAGAGUUUGGAUCUUUCCUACAACUACUUGAAUGGGAGAAUCCCCCCACAGCUAAUCGAGUUGAACUCUCUGGCGGUGUUCAGUGUGGCACACAACAAUUUAUCAGGAGAAAUUCCAGAGCAGAAAGCUCAAUUUGCGACCUUCGAGGCAAGUAGCUAUGAGGUGUGGACCUCCUUUAUAUAA
Messenger RNA from Ilex paraguariensis (yerba mate), 603 nucleotides. The record is from the annotation of a GenBank genome assembly. NCBI's taxonomy places the organism in Eukaryota, Viridiplantae, Streptophyta, Magnoliopsida, Aquifoliales, Aquifoliaceae.